GUGUUACUAGCUCUGGGUAUGAAACUCGGAGAGAAGAACAUAGCGGCCUGUCCCUCACUGAAGCACUUAAACCACUUGAGCUGAAGCUAAACUUGUGUAAUAAACGCACCCGAUGACUGAGGGAUGAUAUGGGGAAAGAGGCGCCCAGCCCAUUUCUUUUGUGCUAAAGCGUCCUGUGAUUUCAUUGAGAUUUUCCCGGGCUGGUAGACGGAACUAUAAUGGGCUCCCUCGCAUUGCAUCUCUUUUGUAUCCGCGACAUGUUUUCGGCUGGUUAAACUGGAGCAGUUUUGAACCUCGGGGACUGGCAGAAGAAUUUCUCGCUGAGCAUCUGGACGGCUCCCAAAGAAAAUGCACGGGAGAAACAGGUACAACCUGGUGGACGAUGUGGCGGAUUCCAGAGUCCCGCUUCACAAUGAGGAAGCGUAUCAACACGGAAUACACUUCCAAGCAAAGUAUGUUGGCAGCCUGGACGUCCCAAGACCCAACAGUCGCAUGGAGAUUGUCGCUGCUAUGAGAAGAAUCAGGUAUGAGUUCAAGGUAAAGAGUGUCAAGAAGAAGAAAGUGAGCAUAGUGAUCUCAGUGGAUGGAGUCAGAGUGUUGCUGCGCAAGAAACCCAAGAGGAAAGAGUGGACGUGGGAUGAGAGUAAGAUGAUGGUUAUGCUCGACCCCAUAUACAGGAUCUUCUAUGUAUCUCAUGAUUCUCAGGAUCUGAAGAUUUUCAGCUACAUUGCUCGUGAUGGAUCGAGCAACUUGUUCAGAUGCAAUGUGUUCAAGUCCAAAAAGAAGAGUCAGGCCAUGCGGAUAGUGCGAACGGUGGGUCAGGCAUUUGAGGUGUGCCAUAAGCUGAGUCUGCAGUAUGCUGAGCAGAUUGUAGAUGAGCAGCCAGACGGCCCUGCAGACGGACAGAGUGAUCAGUCUGGAGAAGAGCCCAGUGCUGAAGGUCGGCAGCCGAUAGGAAUGGAACAUGGAAUGGAUAAUGUAACAGGAAUGGAGUCACAUUCAGCAAAGCUCAGUGAGCAAGCUAUGGAUGACAUUCUUCAAAGCCUGUCAGAGCUCAACAUGGUGAAACCUGGACAAACACUCCAGUCUUUGCAAGACCUGGAGGGUGUCUCUCUCUACACGUUGUCUCCCAGCACUCCUUGCUCGCCCUCUCUCACACCUUUGGCCACCAAACAUCACCUGCAGUUACUCCAGCAACAGCUGCUACAGCAGCAACAACAAACACAGACUGCUGUAGCACAGGUGCAGCUCCUGAAGGAUCAGCUGGCAGCAGAGAUGGCAGCCCGCAUGGAGGUGCAGGCCAGAACUCACCAGCUGCUACUUCAGAACCAAGACUUACUGCAGCACACAGCCCUGCUGGUCAAACACCUCAGCCAACUGGAGAUAAGAGUCAAUGGAGCCACACAGAAAGAAGAGUCAACAUGGAGUAGCAUCCCCACUCGCUCUCUCUCUCUGAACCUGAAGAAUCUUUACACUCCUCGCUCAGAACAGCCCAUCACCUCCUCUUCAGCAGGGCAGCCAGAAAAACCUCCCGUCUCCUCCCACGCUGAGUCCUACCUCAAUCUGCUAAACCUGCGUGGUGUACUACCCACCAUUACAGCCAAUGGGAAGCCAGAAAACACAAGAAGUGAAGAAGGAUUGGAUGCAGCAAGAAGGGAAGUUGCUAAGCUAGAGACUCUGAGUUCGACGGCACUUGAUGAGAGGUUUAAACAAAUUAUCCCUAAAUUGGACCCUCCACCCCAGCCGCUCAACCGCAAGCGCUCAAACAGGACUCUUUCUCCUGGCAUAGAGGCGGAGACAAAAUUGGCAGCCAUGCCCACAAAUGGGAGUGUACUCCCAAGGAUGAACAUCUCCCCCUACCCUGACAUCACUCUUUGCUCCGUUUCACCUGGGGAUUUUUACUCUUUCACCAAUAGCAUCAGUGUGUCUUGUUCAGCCAGUGAGGAUUCUGGCGUACGCUCGGAUGAGAAAUCCCUAGUCUCCCCCCAAUCCAGAGAUGACCCAUCUGAUGACCAGAGCUCUGCUUUCAUCUCUACAUCCAGCACCUGCAGCAGCUUGCCUGAGGAUCAUCCAUCUGUGGAUGGUGGGACUUUACCACAUUCUACAACACCAACUGGCUAUGAGCAAACAAUUCAGUUUUCUUUGCCUCUGAAUGAAACCUGCCUUCAUAUUAGCUUGAGUGAAGAUGAAUGUCUGGAGGACAGCACCUGUAAUGUCUCAACCCCAUGUAGGAGUUAGAAUUGGACCAAUCAAACAGUGGUUUCACUGGAACAUCAUGAGAUUUCACAAUAGCUAUAGAACUCCAAGCCACAGCUUGUAAAGGAGAAAAGGAAUAAUUGACAACUGAAGCUUCUUCAUGGCCUGAUGAGAUACUAACCACACCCUUUUACUGUUAUUUUGCAUACUGAAUUAGGCAAAUCUUCUGUCAGCAGCCAUAUCACCCUGCAGCUCUCUCCUGGUUGCCCACUAAAGCUAAGCAGGUUUGAGCCUGGCCAGUACCUGGAUAGGAGACCUCCUGGGGAAAACUAAGGUUGCUGGAAGUGGUAUUAGGGGGGCCAGCAGGGGGUGCUCACCCUGUUGUCUGUGUGGGUCCUACUGCCCCAGUAUAGUGAUGGGGACACUAUACUUUAAAAAAGUACUGUCUUCUGGAUGAGAUGUUAAACCAAGUUCCUGACUCUCUGUGGUCAUUAAAAAUCCCAAGGCACUUCUUGUAAAGAGUAGGGGCAUAACCCUAUUGUCCUGGCCAAAUUCCCCCCAUUGGCCCUUCUCUAUUAUGGCCUCCUAAUAAUCCCCAUCCCUGAAUUGGCUACAUCACUCUACUCUCCUCACCACCAAUAGCCAGUGUGUGGUGGGCGUUCUGUCGCACUAUGGCUGCCGUCUCAUCAUCCAGGUGGAUGCUGCACACUGGUGGUGGUUGAGGAGAUUCCCCCUAUACUAUAUAAAGCGCUUUGAGUGCAUAGAAAAGUGCUACAUAAAAUGUUUUUUGGACUGACCUUUUUGUGGCAUAAUAAGAUUAUUUGCAAUGCCCUUAAAAUAUUUUUUAUCUAUGAAAAAAAUUGCUGAAAGAAGAUUUAGUAUGAUACGGAGUAGACUACUUUUGACAGAUGGAUAGCAUGUAUUAUAGACUGAAAAUUAUUAGUUAUUUUAGCCUUUAAACAAGCAGUGAAUGGAGUGCUUUGACACAUACUAAGCUGCAUAGGAACUGCUUUUGUUUGGACCGCCGAUAAUUGUGUGUUCGUCUUUAAAGGUGAUGUGUGUAACCUUUUCUAUGUCAAAAUAUUUUAUACUACCCUAGCUUAAUGUGGAGAGACAGCUAUAUGUAAGCCAUUCGAAGGUUGUUUAAAUGGCACUAUCAAACCAAACAGCCUGACUUUGCAAAAUAAAAUCAGCCAAUGGCAUAAUUAUGGGGUGGGAUCUCAGUUUUUUUCUUAACAUUUGGCAGACUGGGGUAGUCUGUUUGAGUCGGGAAACCUGUUUGAAUAUAUAUAUAUAUAUAUAUAUAUAUA
Molecule: messenger RNA, 3506 nt
Organism: Myxocyprinus asiaticus (Chinese sucker)
Lineage: Eukaryota; Metazoa; Chordata; Actinopteri; Cypriniformes; Catostomidae
Product: carboxyl-terminal PDZ ligand of neuronal nitric oxide synthase protein-like
Exons: 11
Coding region: 349-2238 (629 amino acids)
Molecular function (GO): nitric-oxide synthase binding
Source: RefSeq, a predicted model, not a curated record